Messenger RNA from Nelumbo nucifera (sacred lotus), 928 nucleotides. RefSeq names its product inner membrane localized protein. The record is from RefSeq and is a predicted model, not a curated record. NCBI's taxonomy places the organism in Eukaryota, Viridiplantae, Streptophyta, Magnoliopsida, Proteales, Nelumbonaceae. Gene Ontology annotation, cellular component: chloroplast thylakoid membrane; chloroplast inner membrane.
UCGAAUCGAGAAAAGGAAAAUAAAAAAGGAAAAUUGUCUCACGCAGAACUCCCGUUUCGCCGUUCCCAUCGCUUGCUCUCGCCGGAAGCUCCUAAACGAUGACUACUCUCGGAAAUGCAUUUGUGUCCACCAGCAAUUCUCAAACCCAGUUAUCAUCAUCAGGUUUUACCUUGAAGUCAGCAGAGAAGUGUCUUGUGAAAAUCAACUCCACUAAUUUGUCUUUCAGUUCCGUUCCCCAGAGGAAAGCAAAAUUUCCAACUUAUAAAAGGUCACUUACAGUUCAAGCUGGGUACAGUGGAGAUGGCGGAAAGACAAGCAGUGCAAGCAGCUUCAUUGGUGGUUUUGUAUUGGGUGGGAUAGUGGUCGGAAUGCUAGGCUGUGUAUAUGCACCUCAGAUCAGUAAAGCACUAGCUGGUGCCGACAGAAAGGAUUUGAUGAAGAAGCUCCCAAAGUUUAUCUAUAAUGAAGAAAAAGCUCUAGAGAAGACGAGGAAGAUACUGGCAGAGAAGAUAGAACAGUUGAACUCUGCCAUUGACGACGUGUCUGUUCAGCUACGCGCAGAAGAUGCACCAAAUGGGGCUGCCGUGGGCUCAGAUGAAAUAGAAGCUGCUAUAUGACCAUAUGAGAAUGGUCUUGUUCACCUACGAUAUGAUUUUUUGUUAAACUACUAUCCCUGGACUGAGAUUUGCCAUCAGCUACCACCGGUAAUUUAACCCUUAACAUUCUCUUCAGUUCUGUACUUCUUUAUAUUGAUAAACAGUUUUUUGUCUACGAUGCAAGGAACCAAUAGUUUACCUGCAUGCAGCAUGUCACUGUGAGAACCCAGCUUUCGUUUUAGAACUGUCAUGUUAAGAGUGCUUUCCAUGCAUUUUGUGGUACUUUCAACCAUUUGGUAGAAGUCGUAUUCUUGAUUCAGUGGUUACUAUCA